Molecule: messenger RNA, 1610 nt
Organism: Electrophorus electricus (electric eel)
Lineage: Eukaryota; Metazoa; Chordata; Actinopteri; Gymnotiformes; Gymnotidae
Source: RefSeq, a predicted model, not a curated record
GGACUUAAAAUGAUAAAAGGACGUCAGAAGUGCUUCGCUCAUGUAAACAUGUGUAUCUGGCGACUUAUAAGAAGACCGUUCACCCGAGCAAGUGCGGAUCAGUCAGUCAAGGCUGUUAUCAUUCCUCUGAAGGAUGGCAUCUGCUCUCUCACCAGAGUCUACGAAUUCCUCAUAGAUGCAGAUGUAGAUCCCAUUAGUGGACAGUGCUCCAACUACAGCUCCAUCAGACAGCAGAUAGUGCAGACCCAGCAAAGUCUGGAGGAAUCAGAACAGGCAGCCAGUACAGGACUGAAGAGUCUGGAUGAACACCUUGAGAGAGUUACAGUACUUGAGGGAAAACUUGAAGUGGAGAUGAGAAAUACAGAAAGCACCUUAGGUAACUUGGAAAUAGAGCAGAAAACUAAUGUAAAGUUACUGAAUGACUCUCAAAAUGCUUUGGAUCAGUCUAGACACAAUCUGGAUUUAGCUGAAGAAACUCUCCGUAUUCAGGAAAAGAGGAGACGUGAUGCUGAGAUAGUAACAGGAGUGGGCGCAGGACUGUUAAUAAUUCCAGUUGUUGGAUGGAUUGCUGGGGCUGUCAUGGCAUCUGUUGGUGCAGUAGAAAUGUCUCAAGCUUCAGAUGGUAUCAGAGUGGCUAAAGAAGAGUUGAACAAGUCUGAGUCUGAAGUAGAAAAGUACAAAAGUAAAGUUUCUGACUAUGAUUCCAAGAUUCAACAGCUGAAGCUCAACAUCAGUCAGACGCAUGAUAACGUGAAGCAGAUCCAUGAAGAGAUGCAACUGGUGAAGGAACAGAGAGAAGGUGUGGCUGAGUUCCAGAGGAAAGUGAGAAGAGCCGUCCACCUCCUGAGUGUUCUGAGUGGGAAGACCAGAGUGGCUGAGUGUCACACUCGCAGAUUUAUCCUCCAGGAACCAGUGAUGAAGGUGAUGGAGGAAGUGAUGGAGGCAGCAGGACAAAUCACCGAGAAUGAGCUCCUGUGUACUGAAGGCGUUCCACAACUCAUCAAUACCAUGAGAGAGACUCACCAAAGACUGUCAGCAUUAUGUACCUCAAACAGCAGUUCUGAAUACCCAUUUCUGGUGCAUUAAAUUCUUAUAAUCCUUCUUUUAUUUCUUUAUUUCUUCCUUUCCUUGGCUAUUUGUUCAAAUGUUCAUAUUUCUUGGUUUUAGGGUGCUGUUCAGUUUUCUUGAUGAAGAAUAAUAUGCUUUUAUCAAUAAUGCCAUUUUCAUUCUGCAAUUAUUGAAAUGUUUUAUGAACUUUCUUUAACACAGUUUAAAAAUAUAUAACGAUUUCAAAAUAAAAUAUCCAUCACUCUAAAUAACUAGCAAUCUACCCUCCAUCACUUUGUAUCCUUUGUGACUUGAUGCCCAUUUUGAACAAACAGCAGCUCUUUCUAAGACACACACACAAAAGCCACCUUAUACAGAAUAGCUUCAUCCUUCUUUCACACUUAUAACUAAUAUUCUUGCUUACUUUAUAAACUUGUUUUAUGAGUUGUUAGCUAGUGGCAGGAACCUCUUAUCUUGGUGUGUUACUAUAAUUUAUAUACCUUCUGCACGUUUUUUAAAAUUUCAUGCAUUUUACAGUUAAUAAACCUUUAUCAAAAAGAAAA